Bicyclus anynana (squinting bush brown) is the source of this 1548-nucleotide messenger RNA. RefSeq names its product UDP-GlcNAc:betaGal beta-1,3-N-acetylglucosaminyltransferase-like protein 1. The transcript has a single exon. Bases 298 to 1338 code for a protein of 346 amino acids. The record is from RefSeq and is a predicted model, not a curated record. Lineage: Eukaryota; Metazoa; Arthropoda; Insecta; Lepidoptera; Nymphalidae.
UUUGUGGUCUGUGGUGCUAUUGUGAUUGUGGAUUUGUGGUGCUUUUUUUCAAACAUUCCGAAAUUCAAUAGAUUUAUGUAAUUUAAUUUGAGAGUUAUUUAUUUACUGGAAUUAGAAAUGUGAAGCUAAGAUCUUGUAAAAUCUUUGAUAAUCUUUGACUUGAUAAAAUGAUCUUGAUGUGUUGAAUAUGUAUUAAAAAUGGAAAAUUCUGACGAUCCUAAUUUAUAUCUAGAACUUUAUUAGACAAAAUAUCUUCCAUGCAAAUAAUAUUUUUUUCGACAGAAAGAUGAAGAAAGUAUGAUUAAUAUUUCUGUAAUAAUCCCAGUACACAAUGGUGAAAAAUGGAUUAAUAAUUGCAUGAAAUCUAUUGCUAAUCAGACGAUUUUUGAUACUAAAUUAGAAGUGGAAAUUGUUGUAUACAAUGAUGGAAGCACCGACCGAUCUAAAGAUAUUCUUGAUAAUUGGAUCAAAUAUUUUCACAUGCGUAAUAUAUCAUUGAAAUACACUGGAUCGGAACAAUCAAAAGGCGUAGGGGCAGCUAAGAAUGCAGCUGUAUAUGCCAGCUCUGGCCAGUAUCUUUGCUUUCAAGAUAUUGACGAUGUUAUGCAUAAUGAUAGGAUCUUAAUGCAGUGGGAAGUUGCAAGAUUAUAUCACAGUUGUUUAAUAGGUUGUAGAAUAAGUCGGGAUCCUCCAAAUUCCACUCCUCGCUUUGUCAGGUGGGCUAAUAACAUUAAACAGUCGCAAAUGAAGUUACAAAUUUAUCUAUCAUAUGGCCCUACUAUAUUAAUGCCUACAUGGUUUUGUCAUCGUUCUGUGUUUGAUAAAGUUGGAGGAUUUGAUGAGACUGGUUUUGGUACUCCGGAAGACCUUAUUUUUUUUUAUAAUCACAUUGAUGCAGGUGGUGAUUUAUAUAGAGUUGACAAUGAACUUUUAAUUUAUACCUAUCAUAAAGAUGCCACUACAUUUUCUGUUAUGAGAAAUAACAUACAGAAAAUUCAGUUAAAAAGACUUGAAAUGUGUGUAUUACCAAAGUGGGAGCACAUUACUGUAUGGAAUGCAGGCAAAGCUGGUAGAAGAUUUGUGAGAAUGCUUAAUCCAGAAAAUAUUAAAAAAGUCAAGGCAUUUUGUGACAUUGAUAAAAAAAAAAUUGGUCGCACAAUUGAACUAUAUUGCCCUAGAAAAAGAAAAGUAAUAGCAAAGUUACCUGUUAUUAAUUUUAUCAAUGCUAAACCUCCAAUUGUAAUAUGUGUAAAAUUAGAUCUGACUAAUGGAGAUUUUGAGAAUAAUCUGAAAUGUUUGAAUCUCAUUGAAGGAAGUGAUUAUGUUAUAUUUAGUUAAUUUUGAUGUACCCCAAUGAAGUUUAUACCUAAUAUUACAUUGAUUACUAACCUGCAUAUACCAAUAAUUUGAAUUUGUGCUUAAGCGAAUCUGCAUUUUUACCAAGUUACAUUUUAAAAUUAAUUUGUUUGUGCCAUUCUGCAUAACAUAUUAUAUUUAUUAUAAUUUAAGAAAUUAAUGAAAAUAUUACAAAUAAACUACAUAAUUUAA